ACAGGAAGUUCCGCGCAGGCGCGCAUUGUUCUUCACAAUAAAGGACACGGCAGAAUUGUGCAGUCGAGACGACAACUUCUGUGUCCGUUUCAAAUAUAUUACUACUGACCGACUCAGAUAAAGUCUGAGGCCGGUAACAUCAACAGUGAAGACAAACCCAGCCUGCCACUCUCCUUCCACACUGUGUCCAAACCUACAGUCACUGGGUCCUGAUUGUGACAGUGGAGCCCAGUUUGCACUGCAGGAUCCAGAGAUGGCAUCAGUGAAGCUGGAAGACUGCAGUCAAACACUGGAGCUGAAUGUCAACAUUAAAGAUGAAGAAGAGGAGGAGAAGAUUGGGAAAUCUGUUUCUCAUGACUCAGGUAUGAGGUCGGUAACAUCAACAGUGAGGACAAACCCAGCCUGCCUCUCUCCUUCCACACUGAGUAGAAACCUACAGUCACUGGGUCCUGAUUGUGACAGUGGAGCCCAGUUUACACUGCAGGAUCCAGAGAUGGCAUCAGUGAAGCUGGAAGACUGCAGUCAAACACUGGAGCUGAAUGUCAACAUUAAAGAUGAAGAAGAGGAGGAGAAGAUUGGGACAUCUGUUAGUCAUGGACGACUAGAAUUAAGUCUGAGGCCGGUAACAUCAACAGUGAGGACAAACCCAGCCUGCCUCUCUCCUUCCACACUGAGUCCAAACCUACAUUCACUGGGUCCUGAUUGUGACAGUGAAGCCCAGUUUGCGCUGCAGGAUCCAGAGAUGGCAUCAGUGAAGCUGGAAGACUGCAGUCAAACACUGGAGCUGAAUGUCAACAUUAAAGAUGAAGAAGAGGAGGAGAAGAUUGGGAAAUCUGUUUCUCAUGGAGACCAUGUUAAGACAUUCUCUACAUCCAGAGAGCAUCAGCAGGAAGAUGACAGAGCUAAGAGGUCUCACCACUGCCCACAUUACUUGGCCCAAUGGAGACCUGUCCAGUGAUGCCAUCUCUAGAUCCUGCAGUGCAACAAGUCUCCACUGUCAAUCAGGACCCAGUGACUGUAGGUUUAGAAUCUGUUUGGAAGGCAGUGUGAAAGGAGAGAGGCAGGCUGGGUUUGUCCUCACUGUUAACCUGUCAACUCUGUCUGAGAUCAACCUCCUCCCUUAUGCAGGCCACACCCCCUCCCAUUGUUACUGUGUGUAUGAUCACAUUUUGAACAAUGGCUUCCUAAAAUGCAGUGGUGCUUACUAACCCACUAGGAAAGGUUCUGGUAGAUGUGGACCAUCACAUGUGAGGUCACAGCUCUUUCACUCUAAACAUUCAUAUCAAUGACUCACCCUCAAAUGGACCAUCAAUACCAGAGUUCUCCAAUACUAUUUACAUAAUCAACUGGGCAUUACAACAGUCUGACCCUCUAUAUAGUCCUGGGUGUAUAUUGAGCUCUAACAAUGGGUCGUGGAAAAGGUCUGUGUUGUGGAAUGAUCAGAAUUAGUUGGGUAACAUAGAUAAGAUGUUUUAUUUUCAUGAUAUGCUUAUGAGUUAUUUCUCAUAAGAAUGUAUUUUGUUGUACUAUAGUGGUGGCCAUUGGCAGUUAUCUGUUCUAUGUCAGGACUAAGUUGCAUGGGCCGCAGAGAGGGGAGAGGUCAAGGGGUCAUCAUGUGUAAACAUAUAUUUUCUGUGUGCCAGUGACUCCCUACUUUUCUCAUCGGGGAAAGGAGGGUGACAGUGUCUGGAAUCAUUCUAUGCUCCCUCUUUGUUGACCUAUAGGGUCACUCUCCUCUCCGUGAGUUUGUCCUCUGAUUGGUUGUAUUUAGAAUUGGUUCUAUCUAAAUGACAAUUUGAUAUAUAUCAUAGGGUGGGGGUAAUGUCUUGGUACAAUUUUGUACCAAGGACGAGAUAAGAGCUUUGUUUAGGAGACCAAACUGAACGAUCAUUUAUAGCCCACUGUCUGACUAGGGGAUAUUCUCUCUGAAGUAAGGUUUUUUCUUUGUGUAAGUUCCUAAGACCUGUGUUUUGUCAUGUCGUCUAGGAAGGGGGGGAUCUUUGCUAUAAAGGAUCCCAUUUGCCAUUAUGUAGAGCACUCUCAACUUUUCAGUAGAGAUACUGAAGUGUUGAAAUUCAAAAUGCUAUUGCAAAAGCUUAAUUAUUAUUAAAGGUGAAGAUUAAGCAUAA
Molecule: messenger RNA, 2129 nt
Organism: Oncorhynchus nerka (sockeye salmon)
Lineage: Eukaryota; Metazoa; Chordata; Actinopteri; Salmoniformes; Salmonidae
Exons: 6
Coding region: 254-958 (234 amino acids)
Source: RefSeq, a predicted model, not a curated record